This is a messenger RNA of Cornus florida, 4129 nucleotides long. RefSeq lists its product as uncharacterized. Bases 84 to 3788 code for a protein of 1234 amino acids. Lineage: Eukaryota; Viridiplantae; Streptophyta; Magnoliopsida; Cornales; Cornaceae. The record is from RefSeq and is a predicted model, not a curated record. The transcript has 27 exons. Gene Ontology annotation, molecular function: protein binding; ATP binding; nucleic acid binding.
ACUAGUUCCCCGCCAAAUGCUAGGUUUUCAUUCGGAAACAAACCCUCGAACCAGUAGUAAUCAAAUUCGCAACAGAGGGAGAAAUGGGGGAAAGUGAGAGAGAAAUCGAAGUCCGAAGUCUGAGUGGUGAAUCAACCACCAUAUCUCUUCAUCCAAACACAACCAUUCAAGAACUCAAACUCCUCUUGAAGCAGAACUUCCCUCCCGCUUCAAACUCAUCCAAUUUUCACCUCUUCUUCAAGGGUGUGAAAUUAAGUUUGCACACUCAGAUUAGUAGUCAAUUGACUGGGUCUGGAGACUUCAUAGUUCUUGUUCCAUUUACAAAGAAGGAGGAUCGGCAACAAAUCCAGCAAUCCUGUCAAUUUGCAACGCCCUCAAAAGAUCUGAGUCAAUGUUCAGCCUCAAAAUUUGCUGAUUCAGCAUGGUCUGAUAUGAUGCAAGACCUGUCUUCUUUACGGGACAUAUCAAGCAAUGAAAAUCAACAGAAUAUUGAGUCAGAAAGCAUGAAUUCUGUAGAUAGAAAUGAAUUGAAUAGGGGAUCUUCUGUUAGUCAGUCUUUGGGGAACAAAUGUAAGAGAGGGUUCAACUGCGGUAAACAGGAAGAACACACUGAUGACCUUAUAUUGGGCAUCUUGCGAUCAUCCGAAAAGACUGAACUUGAUGAACAAAAUUGGCAAAGACUUACUCGGGUUUUGGAGUUGGUGGAUUGUUUAUCCAAUCCAAAUUCUGGGAACUGCAUGUUAAUGGAAGCAAACCUACAUGAUGGUAAUAAGGACUUAUCUGCGAAUAAGAAUAGUUUGUGCGUUUGUCCGUCUUGGCUGAAGACUAUUAUAAAGGCGUUUUCCUUCUUAAACAUUUAUUCUGCAUUUCGUCAACUGCGACGGGAAGAAAUCACAUGGACUGGUUUGAAGGAAGCACUGGAACAUCUCCAUAAAUUUGGACUUCAAGUUGGUAUUGCUGACCUAGAGCAUCUUUCUGUACUUUGUCCUAAGGUUGUACAUUUUGUUAACAAUGAAACAGAGGGUACGAAAUCACUCAAUGUCCUUGUUAUUGUCAAAUCUUCAACGGAGUGGAGAAAUCAAGUUGAGGCAAAUCCUUGUACUGCUCUGAAACGUUCACCUAUAUCGAAGAUUGUCAAUGCAGUGAAGAAACGGGAAGGUGCAUUCAGAACAAAUCUGUUGGGGACUGUUAAAUUGUUAAUGCGUAAAAGUGGAUUUGAGAGUGCCAAGUUCUUUUCCUUGGAAGAUCUACUCACAUUUGUGAAGGAAGGUGGCACUGUUGCAAGUGAAAAUGAAGCCAAACGGGUAAGGAGAAGUUUGGCUUCAGGUUUAGGUUCAUCUUCAGGUUCUCAUUCAUUCGAAGCACGAUGUCAUGACACAAAUCAAUUGCAACCUAUGGAAAUGGUUGAACAUCUGAGAAGGGGCAUUGGAUCUCAAGGGCAGGUGGUGCAUAUUGAAGAAAUCAGUGCCAGGGUUGCCAACCAUGUCGAAGUACCAAAUGAACUUUCAGAUAACACAAAAUCUGCUCUUAAAUGUAUUGGAGUGACUAGGUUAUACAGCCACCAGGCUGAGUCAAUUCGGGCUUCCCUCACUGGCAAGAACAUAGUUGUGGCAACAAUGACAUCCAGUGGAAAAUCUCUUUGCUAUAAUGUUCCAGUUUUGGAAGCAUUGUCCCAAAAUUUGUUAGCAUGUGCUCUGUACAUGUUUCCGACAAAGGCCUUAGCUCAAGAUCAACUAAGAGCAUUGUUAGCCAUGACAAGAGGAUUUGAUGCUAACCUGAAUAUUGGUGUAUAUGAUGGGGACACUUCUCAGGCAGACAGGAUGUGGUUGCGUGAUAAUGCUAGAUUGUUGAUCACAAAUCCUGAUAUGUUACACAUGUCAAUCUUGCCAUUUCAUGGACUUUUCCACCGAAUUUUAUCAAAUCUUAGGUUUGUCAUCAUUGAUGAAGCCCAUGCUUAUAAAGGAGCAUUUGGUUGUCAUACUGCUCUUAUAUUUAGGAGACUUCGCCGGCUCUGUUCUCAUGUGUAUGGUAGUGAUCCUUCUUUUGUAUUCUGUACUGCAACUUCUGCAAACCCACGUGAGCAUGCGAUGGAGCUCGCAAAUCUGCCAACAAUGGAGUUGAUUCAGAAUGAUGGUAGCCCUUCUGGUCCGAAACUUUUUGUCCUCUGGAAUCCUCCUUUAUGCCUGAAAACUGUUUCAACAAGUAGCAUGGACGCCAACAAAUCUUCUGAUAAGAAUGUUAUUUUCAGACGCUCAAGCCCAAUUUUGGAGGUUUCACGUCUCUUUGCAGAAACUGUUCAGCAUGGACUUCGUUGCAUUACAUUUUGCAAAUCACGCAAACUUUGUGAACUUGUUCUAUGCUAUACGCGUGAGAUUCUUCAGGAGACAGCACCUCAUCUCGUUAACUCUAUUUGUGCGUAUCGUGCUGGUUAUAUUGCUGAGGAUAGGAGGAGAAUCGAGAGAGACAUUUUUGGCGGAAAUAUUUGCGGUGUUGCUGCUACAAAUGCCCUUGAGUUGGGCAUUGAUGUUGGAUACAUUGAUGUGACGCUCCAUCUAGGCUUUCCUGGUAGUAUAGCUAGUCUGUGGCAACAAGCUGGAAGGUCAGGGAGAAGGGAAAAGCCAUCACUUGCUAUUUUUGUUGCAUUUGAAGGGCCUCUUGAUCAGUACUUCAUGAAAUUUCCCCAGAAACUCUUCAAGAGUCCAAUUGAGUGUUGUCAUAUUGAUGCUCAAAAUUAUCAGGUUCUUGAACAGCACCUUGUAUGUGCUGCUCUUGAACACCCAUUGAGCUUAGUUCAUGAUGAGAAUUAUUUUGGUCCCGGCUUAAAGAAUGCCGUUAUGGAACUUAAAAUUAAAGGAGCCUUGAGUGUUGAUCCAUCACGUGAUUCUUCUGCUAGAAUAUGGAGCUAUAUUGGGCAUGAGAAAAUGCCUUCACAUGGUGUUAAUAUUCGGGCAAUAGAGACUGAGAGGUACAAAGUAAUUGACAAGCAAAAGAACGAAGUCCUUGAAGAGAUUGAAGAAAGCAAGGCUUUCUUUCAGGUUUAUGAAGGUGCCGUGUAUAUGCAUCAAGGAAAAACCUAUCUGGUGAAGGACUUGGAUAUUUCAAGUAAAAUUGCUUUGUGCCAAAAAGCUGAUUUGAAGUAUUAUACAAAGACUCGUGAUUACACAGAUGUUCAUGUCAUCGGCGGUGAUAUAGCCUAUCCAGCAAGGAUUUCCGAUAUCCAGUUUCCAAGAACAACUGCCCAUGCAAAUUCUUGCAAAGUAACAACUACUUGGUUUGGUUUCCGUCGUAUAUGGAGAGGAAGUAACCAAGUCUUUGAUACAGUUGAACUUUCACUUCCUAAUUAUUCAUAUGAAUCACAGGCAGCUUGGAUUCGAGUCCCGCAAUCAAUAAAAACAGCUGUGGAGAAUAAAAAGUUAUCAUUUCGUGCAGGCUUACAUGCUGCUGGUCAUGCUCUUCUUAAUGUAGUGCCUCUACAUAUAAUUUGCAACUCGUCCGAUCUGGCUUCAGAGUGUGCAAAUCCUCAUGAUACCCGCUAUGUUCCUGAAAGAAUUCUAUUAUAUGAUCAGCAUCCUGGAGGGACUGGCAUUUCAGCACAGGUUCAACCACUUUUCACUAAACUAUUAACCGCUGCUUUGGAACUUCUCAUAUCAUGCUGCUGCUCAGGAGAUACUGGUUGCCCCAACUGCGUUCAAAGUCUAGCCUGUCACGAGUAUAAUGAGGUUCUGCACAAGGAUGCGGCCAUAAUGAUUAUUGAGGGUGUUCUAGACGCUGAGAAGUCCUCCGGCUAACUUUUCCGAUUAUAACAUUCUCUAAGAGGAGCCACAAUGAAAUAUUUGUUUUAUUUGUUCAGCAACAAGCUAGAAAAAGUAGCUAUCAUAUAUAUUUACAUGCAGCCCUUGUUUUAUUCGAGAGGGUUGAAAUUCAUUUUCUGUAUUUUUCUUCAGUAGACCAAAUGUUAUUGUAACUUACGGAAAAAAAUAAAAUAAAAAAUUAUGUUAUUCAUAAAAAAAUUAUGAAUUGAACUAUCUUAUUAUUUAUUUAUAAUAAUAAUAAUAUCGUUAAACCUAAAAAUCUAUAUUGUCCGUUCCUUAUUUCAUCUUGAAAAUUUUUUAACUGCAGGUCACUCAAG